AGCGCCAGCAUGGACGGCGUGGAUGUGUGGGCCACCACCUUGGCCCGGCUGAUGGCCAAGAGGAAGCCCCAGGACACCUGGGAGCUGGUCCCCGAGGAGAACCUGGCCUCAGGGCACCUGGACAGCAGCGGUUUCCAGUACCGGCUGCGGGGGCUCUCGAGGCUCCAGUGUGGCCACUGCCAGUGGGGCUGGUCCUCGGCCCACGUGCACAUCCUCUUCCACCUGUAGUGGGACGAGGAUGCCCGGCAGGGGCUGGUGAAGGUGCGCAUCUGGGCCCAGCGGUGCCGGCUGUGCCCGCAGGCGGGGCCGCCUGCCAUGGCGGCCCUGCUCAGCGUGCGGCCCUUCCUCAACAAGCCGGUGCAGUUCAUCGCGCAGAAGGGCUACAGGGAGGGCCCAGGCUCCGACCAGGGCCCCGAGAUCUGCUUCGGCGAGCACUGCGACGCCGGCGACCCGGGGGUCUGCUUCUUGCCGAAGCCCCCGGACCCUGCCUGGGGGCCAGAGGUCAAGAGCCCCAGCACCAGCAAGGGCAGGUUCACCCUGUAUGGCGGCAGCAACGUGGACGCCCCACCGCCAGCAAACAGCUGCGCGUGCUUGGCUGCAGAGAACGAGGAGGUCGUCACCGUCCCCUUCUCCCUUGUGGGCGAGGACAAGGGGCCUGUGGCCGACCCCACCGGACCGCUCACCGCUGGCAUGGGCUCCCCCUACCUGCCCACCAGCUCCAAGGCCAUGUCCAAAGGCAAACGCUUCCCGGUGAACAUCAAAGUCCCCGUGUUCCACUGCAAAGGCCUCGGCCUCAGCGGCACCAAGGAGGUGACAGGCCUCAUCUACAAAGGCCACGGCUGCAUCUCCGACCCUGAAGGAGAUGAAAAUGGAGAUGAAGACGCAGACGAUGGCUGGGGCCCCGCGUUCCGCAGCAGCAGUGCUGUCACUGAAGUCACUGAUGGAAACAGCCCGCGGCCAGUGACCUACAUCAUUGGCCUCAUGCACAACGGGGAGGGCUCCGUCACCUUCCCCUCUUCCUUGACCAAUGUGGUCCUUGAAGGCGAGGACCCCUUUGACCUCAUCUACGGCUCCCUCACCUUCCCUUUCAUCUUCGCCAACAAGGGCAAAGGCGGCGUCACCGAAGGCAAAGGGAAGGAGGAUGGCGGCAGCGGCCCUGCCACUGCUGGCCGUGAGCCCCUUCCAGGGACCAAUGCCAGUGGCCCUGUCCCCAUCAGCGAGGGCUCCGUCACUAUCCCCUUCUCCGUCCUCAGUAUCAUUUAGAGCAAGGGCUCUAGCGGCGAUGACAGUGGCCCUCAAAGCAAUGGCCUUGCCACCCCUGGCUUUUCCAAGAAGCAGAGGCAGCCGGGGCCCAGGGCGGGCAAGUCCGGCCCUGGGUGCUACUGGGAGGAGGACUUCUGCUGGGCCGAAGGCUUCUGCUUCGACCCCUACGAAGAAGUCUGGAUCUGGGUCUCCGUGACCGUCUGCAUCCUCUGGGUACUGUACCUGUACAAGUUCAGCCCUGACCACUCCCCGCGGGUGUGA
Lipotes vexillifer (Yangtze River dolphin) is the source of this 1524-nucleotide messenger RNA. RefSeq names its product receptor transporter protein 5 (putative) (gene RTP5). Lineage: Eukaryota; Metazoa; Chordata; Mammalia; Artiodactyla; Lipotidae. The record is from RefSeq and is a predicted model, not a curated record. Gene Ontology annotation, molecular function: olfactory receptor binding. Gene Ontology annotation, biological process: protein insertion into membrane; detection of chemical stimulus involved in sensory perception of bitter taste; protein targeting to membrane.